CUCCAUUGACCCCACGUUUUCAGCCACCGCGCCGACGCGCCCCACCUCCCAUGUGGCGCCAUGGACGAGCCGCUGACCGUGUUCUUUUCGGUGACCACCAGCGACGAUCCGACGCCCAUGCAUUUUCAAUUGAGUGCGAAAGAUGACCCGCUAAAGGUGGGGCGCAACAAAAAAAGUGGGAUUGUUGUGAAUAAACCUGGAGUUUCCUGGGUUCACUUGGAGAUCAAAUUCUCGCCAGAGACCGGUGGUUUGUUGUUGCGUGAUCUCUCCACCAAUGGCGUUGGGCUGCGAUCUGGUCGCAACGACACCAUGACCAAGGUGGAGAAGGAAGUGGACACAGAGCUCCCUUCGGGUGCAGCAAUCACCUUGCCCUUUCGCAUCCGACCGACGCAGGGGGAGCUGCAAACCACCCUGACCUUCAGCAUCGAUGGUGUCGAUUCGCCCUCCAGCGAGCUGACAGAAUCCGAGGAGGCAGUCGAGGUGGUGCAGGAACGCAAAGGGAAGAGAAAGAAACCUGAAGGGAAGGACAAGGGCAAGGAAAAGAAGAAAAAGGUGAAGCAUGAGUUUACCGCAGGACAGUUCGUCCGAGUUGUAGGUCUGAAAGCGAAAGGCGAGCUGAACGGCAAGGUUGGCUUGCUCAUCGAGUGGGACGAGGGCAAUGGCUAUUGGAAGGUGCGGAUGGAGGAUGGCACCGGCAAGGCCUUCCGACCGGCAAAUCUGGAGCCACACAAGGCGGAGCCGCCCAAAAGCGAGGAUGGCCCUGUGGUGCGCACGAUUCCGCCGCCUCCACCAGAUGAGCCGGCGCCGGCCACAGCAGCACGACAGGAGGUGCCACCCGGUCCACCGGGUCCGCCCGGUCCACCGGCCAAUGGAGUGAAGCCAAAGGAAGCAGCGGUGCCACAGGUGCUCCGGCCGCCCAUCCUCCCAACCAUGCCGGCCACCAUGCCGCCGAUGAUGCCUGUGCCAAUGCCAAUGCCAACGAUGAUGCCGAUGUUAUCGCCCGGCCUGCCGCUGAUGCCACCCAUGAUGGGUUUGCCAUUGCCGCGGCGACCUUGA
Molecule: messenger RNA, 1056 nt
Organism: Cladocopium goreaui
Lineage: Eukaryota; Dinophyceae; Suessiales; Symbiodiniaceae
Source: the annotation of a GenBank genome assembly